UGUCACCGCCUCUGUUCUGUCGGCCAGCGACAAGGAGAUUGAUCAGCUGCGCAAGGAGCUGGCCGAUCGAGAGACAAAGCUCACCGAGGUCCAACUGCAAGCCCUCGCCUCCGCCCACCAGGUAGACCAACUGCGUGAUCAAAUGACC
Messenger RNA from Dibothriocephalus latus, 148 nucleotides. NCBI's taxonomy places the organism in Eukaryota, Metazoa, Platyhelminthes, Cestoda, Diphyllobothriidea, Diphyllobothriidae. The record is from the annotation of a GenBank genome assembly.